This is a messenger RNA of Racocetra persica, 146 nucleotides long. The record is from the annotation of a GenBank genome assembly. Lineage: Eukaryota; Fungi; Glomeromycota; Glomeromycetes; Diversisporales; Gigasporaceae.
CAUCUACAUCUAGUACUCUCAAGCACAAAGCACAGUUCAAACUAUCACGAAACAUUACAGCGGAUGAAGCCCCAAUAUUACAAUCAGUCGAAGCAACCAUCUCAGCAAUACCUCUCCCAAACAUCCCCCAAGCGACACAAAAUUAA